Penicilliopsis zonata CBS 506.65 is the source of this 3884-nucleotide messenger RNA. RefSeq lists its product as hypothetical. The record is from RefSeq and is a predicted model, not a curated record. The transcript is spliced from 6 exons. Gene Ontology annotation, cellular component: membrane. Lineage: Eukaryota; Fungi; Ascomycota; Eurotiomycetes; Eurotiales; Aspergillaceae. Gene Ontology annotation, biological process: transmembrane transport. The coding region runs from base 261 to 3809 and encodes 1182 amino acids. Gene Ontology annotation, molecular function: ABC-type transporter activity; ATP binding; ATP hydrolysis activity.
AGAACAUCCCAUUAACAGAGCAAAACACCUCGGCUCUGGCAAGUGAAGAAUUCCACUUCCUGGAAGCUCAAGUGCAUAUUCCACCAUGCUCCGCCGGGUAUAAAACCAUCUUUCGGUAUCGAACAAGAUUCGACACGGCGCUGUUGAUUAUCGCAGCAGUAGCGUCAGUUGCAGCCGGCGCCACCAUGCCUUUGAUGACUGUGAUACGAAUCCUUAACCGGGAGAUGGGAUCAAGCGGCUAAUUCCUCUGGCAGGUGGUUAUGGGAUCUCUCACCGGGCAAUUCAGUGAUAGCCUUACGGGUGCUUCGUCUUCUGAUUUCCUUCAUUCAACUACACACCUGAUCCUCGAUUUCGUGUACUUGGGAAUCGCCUGUCUUCUGACUACUACCCUCAGCUCCUUUGGGUUCACGCUGGUCGGCGAGUCGAUCACAAAACGUCUACGGAAUGCAUACCUGUCCGCCGUUCUUCGCCAGAACAUUGCGUAUUUUGAUUACACGGGCCCCGGUGAGGUGACGACUCGGAUCACCAAUGAUAUGAAUCUGAUCCAAGAUGGUAUCUCUCAGAAAGUCGGUCUUCUACUAACUGGCGUUUCGGGGUUUUUCGCUGCCCUGAUUGUUGCUUUGGUCCGUGACUGGAAAAUGGGCUUGGUCAUGCUCUGUCUUCCUGUUGCUGUUAUUUUGAUCAUGGGCGGCUUAGGCUCCAGAGCGAAGGCAUAUAAUGAGUCCAGCAACAACGAAUAUGCAGAAAGCGGAACCCUGGCCGAGGAAGUCAUAUCCUGCAUUCGGACUAUCACUGCCUACGGUUCCCAGGAACGGUUUCAGAAGAAGUAUGAGAAGAGCCUAGAGCUGGCAACCGCUCUUGACUUCAAAGCUAAGAUGGCUAUGGGCACAAUGAUGGCUAUGAUGUUCAUGUGCAUGUUCUGGGGAUACAGUCUUGCAUUUUGGCAAGGAAAUCGAUUCCUUCAACAGGGCAACUCCAGCAUCUCACAGAUCAUCACCGUUCUAUUUGCAAGUUUCCUUGCAGGAACUAUGCUUGGCCAUGCUGCUCCGUUCAUUGCCGCCAUUACUCAGGCUGGAGGCGCAGCCAACCGGAUCUUUGCUACCAUCGAGCGAGUAUCUCCAAUCGAUCCAUUUUCUCGGAAUGGAACAAGGCUUGACACUGUGCGAGGCGACAUUGAGUUUCGCAAAGUCAGAUUCGUCUAUCCCGCCAGAAUGAAUCAUGUCAUCCUGGAUGACUUUAGCCUUCGUGUCAAGGCUGGAAAGACAACAGCAAUUGUAGGACCGUCGGGUUCCGGUAAGACGACUUUAUUCUCUUUGAUCGAGCGUCUGUAUGAUCCAGUACACGGACAAGUGUUUUUGGACGGUGCCUCCAUCCAAGACCUCGAUGUCCAUUGGCUACGCUCCCAGAUUGGACUCGUAUCCCAAGAUAAUUUUUUGUUCAAUACAACUGUCUACGACAAUAUCAUCCGUGGGUUAGGUACCACUGUUUUAGAGCUUGACGACAAGAAGGCAAUGGCCCUAGUGGAGGAGGCUGCUAAGAUCGCAAAUGCUCAUGAGUUUGUUUCGGCGUUGCCAAACGGUUAUUUCACCAAAAUCGGGGAGAGAGGAUCUACUCUUUCGGGUGGCCAGCGGCAGCGAAUCGCCAUCGCGAGAGCCAUUAUUUCGAAUCCUCGAAUCCUCCUGCUCGAUGAAGCCACUGCUGCGCUAGACACCAAAAGUGAAAGCGUAGUCCAAGAGGCGCUUUAUGCAGCAGCCAAGGGACGGACCACUAUUAUUAUUGCGCAUCGUCUUUCAACAAUCAAAAGGGCCGAUUCUAUUGUUGUUGUCGAGCACGGAAAGGUUACCGACCAAGGGUCUCACGAAGAGCUGCUAGCUAAGGAAACAACAUAUGCGCAUUUCGUCCGAGCACAGCAGCUCCAAAAUGGCAACGAGGCAACGGAACACGCAGGAGAUAUCGGGAUCAUGAGCCCAGAGGAGAUGGGUAACAAUCCGGAGAUGGCACAGACAUCCCCCCAUAAUCUAGAGCUGCCACUUCAAUCUCGGUCAACCGAAUCGUCACUCUGGAGACUGACGAAACUCAUUUGGUCCAUAAAUGCCCCGGAGAAGAUGUAUUUGAUCCUCGGUAUUCUUUGCAGCACGCUGGCAGGGCCAGCCUACCCCGUCCAAGCCAUAUUUUUCGGCAAUGCGAUUGUCUCUUUGGUCGAUCCGGCACUGAGCACCGGGUCUCACACUCUCAACUUCUGGGCGCUGAUGUUGUUCUUACUUGGGAUUUUCCUGUUUGCCGUCUAUAUACUGCAAGGCUUCUGCUUUGCUAUAGUCGGAUCCCGCCUGGGCUCGAGAGCCAGGACCCAGGCGUUUUCUUCCAUUCUUCGGCAAGACAUGGCCUUCUUCGACGCCAGAGAAAACAGUUCUGGAGCUCUCACGGCCUUUCUGGCGGUGGAAGCGAGCAAACUUACCGGUAUCAGCGGUGCUACUCUCGGGGCGAUCCUCAACAGUGUCUUGACACUCGUUUCUGCCAUUGUUGUAGCCUGUCCGUUUGGGUGGAAGCUCACUCUUGUAUCCAUGUCUCUUGUGCCACUCAUACUUGCCGGAGGAUUCUUCAGAUUCUGGUUCGUCAGUCAGAUCGAGCGCCAUAUUAAACGAGACACCGACGCUGCUGCCUCUGCAUGCGAGGCGGUCUCUGGGAUUCGAACCGUUGCUGCCCUGGCUAUCGAGGAGCUUAUUCUCAAGGAUUACGAGCAAAAGCUCUCUAGGGACCGCUGGAAAAGCAUCCAAUUCGAGUUUGCCUCAAGCCUGGGCCAUGCACUGAUCCAAUCCCUUCAUCUGUUCAUCUCCGCUUUUCUCUUUUGGUACGGUGGUACGCGACUGAUCGGUUCAGGUGACUACAAUGUCCAGCAGUUCUUUAUUUGCUUCACUGCGGUUAUUUGGGGCGCCCAGGCUGCCGGGUCUAUCUUUUCAUAUGCCCCGGAUAUCGUUGGAGCCCAGGAAGCCGCCGCUCGACUGCAUUCCCUGAUCACACACGAGCCCGAUAUCGACAUCUCUUCGGCCGACGGGGAACCUGCCAGCUCUGUACUUGGACACCUGGAAGUUGACCAUGUGGACUUUUCGUUUGCUGCAAGGCCCGAACGCCAGGUUCUCCAGGACAUCAAUCUGGCUGCCCAUCCUGGCACUUUCGUUGCUCUCGUGGGAGCAAGCGGGAGCGGCAAGAGUACUGUUCUGAACCUCAUCGAACGGUUCUACGAUGUAACUGGCGGGUCGAUUGUGGUUGACCAGAAGAAUAUCCGCCGGUACCAACUCCGUGAGUUACGAAGACAGAUUGCCCUGGUCGAGCAGGACUCGGCGCUGUGUGGCAGCAGCAUUCGAGAGGCUAUACUAGGCGACACGGAGGAUGUCAGUGAUGAGGACAUUAUGCAUGCAUGUCGAGAAGCGAGCAUACAUGAUUUUGUGGUAUCUCUCUCGGACGGACUGAAUACGUCGAUUGGAGCACGAGGGAACCGAGUCUCUGGCGGACAGAAGCAGAGACUCGCCAUCGCGAAGGCACUUCUUCGCAAGCCCAAGAUUUUACUCCUCGAUGAAGCAACAUCAGCCCUAGAUGCAGAAUCUGAGAAACUCGUGCAACGCGCCCUCGACGCCGCAGCCAAAGGCCGCACGACGAUCGCCGUGGCUCACCGGCUGAGCUCCAUCGCGCAUGCACGUCGGAUCUACGUCUUUGCCAACGGGCAGGUCGUUGAGAGCGGCUCGCACGAGGAUCUGCUGAAGCGACGCGGCAAGUAUUGGGAGUUGGUGCAGUUGCAGAGUCUGGGGAAGUGAUUUACAUUCUGUCUACCAAUAUAUUUCUUACGAGGUCUGUUGGUUAAGUUUCAUGUCCAGACCUCUGGCUCCAAC